AUGAGGUCUACUCAACGAUUGCUGGCCGACGUCAAGUCAGCUCGAUUCCUCGAACCUCAUGCACCUACAGGUCUCACCGGCUUAGCCACCCACCCAAGACCCCGACAAGCGCUCCUCAUCCUAUACACCAACACUCUGAACAAACUCAAGCAGAUCCCCGGGUCUUCCGUCUACCGCCAAGCCACAGAAGCCCUUACACAGCAGCGAUUGAAGAUCGUCGAAUCCACCAAACCCCCCGGAUACGAUAAGUGGCUGCAGGAAGUACAAGAAAAAAUUACUGCAAAUCCAGAUCUGGUCAAGAAGAUCACAACACCCAGCGGUCCUCUAGCCGGUGUCUACUCGAUUUUGGCUCCCCGGGUGUCUGACCUUGAAAGAAGACACUACAACGAGGGUAUGGAGCAUGCGCAGCAGCAAAUAAAGGAGGAGAGUGAACAAUUCGAACAGCUUCCUGAGGAAGAGAAGGCCGCUGUAGCACUCUGGUCGAGAACGUACCGAGAAAAAGAGAUUGAGGAAGUCGAGGGGGAUGCUCCGACAGAGCCCCGGAUUGAUUUGUAUGAGGAACCAGCGUUGGAAGCAGCGCAGAUCUCCGAAAUCGAAAAUCAGAUCGGCGCUGGCUUGAUAGAGGAAGUUAUCAAAGUUGCCGAAGGAGAGUUGAAACUUGUGGAUGAGAUGGCUAAAUAUAAAGUAUGGGAAGAGCUCGUCGAAAAGCCAAAGCCCGGCCAAUGGACAUAUUUUGGCAGAGCUGCCGAUGAGCACUAG
Molecule: messenger RNA, 759 nt
Organism: Paracoccidioides brasiliensis Pb18
Exons: 3
Coding region: 1-759 (252 amino acids)
Biological process (GO): respiratory electron transport chain
Source: RefSeq, a predicted model, not a curated record